This is a messenger RNA of Nannizzia gypsea CBS 118893, 441 nucleotides long. RefSeq lists its product as hypothetical. The coding region runs from base 1 to 441 and encodes 146 amino acids. Lineage: Eukaryota; Fungi; Ascomycota; Eurotiomycetes; Onygenales; Arthrodermataceae. The record is from RefSeq and is a predicted model, not a curated record. The transcript has 4 exons.
AUGAAACUUCACUUCUAUGAAAACAGCCCUGAUAUUUUAAUGUGGUGUGCUGAAGGAGGUGAUUCCAGAGUAGCGGUGGUGAGGGGCAAGGAUGUACGAAAUAUGGAUAGGUGGCUCGUCCUGAAAUUGCGCCACGCUUCGCGCCGUUCCAGGAGGCGAAAAGCAAGUACCCUCAAAUUAGACCGCAACUGUCAUCUCCAGUUAACGGCCAAUGAAGCAAUUCAAAAAACAACUUCGAGGAAAACCUCGUUUUUGUUUGUUCUUGACAACCGCCUGCAUUUUUCAUGCACCACACUUCAGGCACAAAAGCAGCUGGCAAAUGAGAAGCCAAAACUCGACCUCAGACCACUGGCGCUCAAACUGAGACUGUUUUGCUCGUAUCGAGAUGCGCCCCUCGCCGUCCUCCUGAUCGAAACAGACCCUCUGUGCCUGCCCAAUUAA